Molecule: messenger RNA, 495 nt
Organism: Strongylus vulgaris
Lineage: Eukaryota; Metazoa; Nematoda; Chromadorea; Rhabditida; Strongylidae
Source: the annotation of a GenBank genome assembly
UUGUCAAAUACGUUUAUCGUCCUGUCACCGUUAGUCCUGUCACCCAUCAUCCUCUCACCAGCUGUACUCGGCCCCAUUAUCCUUUCUCCCUGGGUUUUUAUUCCCCUUAUCCUCUCACCUCGUGUCCUUUCACCCCUAAUUGUAAAUCCCCUUAUAUUCUCCCCGAUUAUUCUAUCACCACUUGUGUUGCAUCCACUGAUCCUCGUUCCCGGUAUAUUUAACCCUAUCAUCCUUUCACCUCUAGUCCUUUCUCCAUUCAUUCUUUCACCUCAAGUGUUUACCCCAGUGAUUCUGUCACCCAUGGUUCUCAACCCGCUUAUCCUUACCCCUAUGGUCGGAUCUCCAUUGAUUCUUUCGCCAUUUGUGCUUUCCCCCAUCAUUUACUCUCCGCAGUUCCUCUUUGCUGUUGUGCUCUCACCAUAUGCCCUAUCACCUCUGGUGGAAUCAAAGCUUAUCGCUUCCGAGGUGGUCUUAUCUCCUAGCUGGCUUUCAUAA